AUGGACAAGGCCAGCCAGCUGUUGAACGACGCCGUGGAGGCCGCCGUCAUGCGCUACGUGGGGGGCACGCUCGAUACAGGCGAGGAGCUCCAUGGGGCCGGCGCCCCGCAUGCAGAGGCCCCCGAGGAAGAGGAGCUCCUGCGCAAGCGGCUGCGGCUUAACCCCGAGGACUUGCUUUCGGAGUACCAGUGGGACCGGUUCUUGGAGGAGGAGGUGGCGGCCGGCUUCGAGCGCACCACGCCGAAGAAACGGCAGCGCAAGGACUACGGCGACCACAACGACAUCGACCCGAAUUUGGACGGGUUGGACGGCCACUCCGAGCACGACCAGCUAGUGCACGCGGCCAUUUUGGGAGCCGGGGAAUUGGCCAAGCAGCUCGCCUCGCCCGGGCCCUCGCAUCACAGGCUCCCCCCGCCGAUCGGCGCCCAUCAAGACCGGCGUGGCGGAGGCCGCCACGACGAACAAAACUCCACUGCCAUCAACCAUCUAGCGCAUGCCGCCACGGCGCUUUCUGCCGGAUACAGGCGCGACAGGCGCGAGGCCAAGCGGCCUUUGAAGAAGCACACUGCCGUGGCGCCGGAACAGAGCGAGCCGGCGCUCUCGGCCGAGUCCAAGUACAAUGCCUCCUCGCUCGAGACUCUCAUAACGCAGGCGUCGAGCGAGGCGUGCUUGUGGUACAACACGCAAUCGGACGCGGGCGGCCGUGGGCCCAGGGUGUUCUCUGAGCAGGAAAUCAACAUCGUGAAGCACUUCUUGCGCGGCUACUGCCGCCUCAACCACCUCAGCCGCAUGGACAUAUGCCGCCGUGUAUGGACCUCGGAGAGGCCCAAAGACAAUUUCUGGGAGUCCGUGACCAAGGUGCUACCCUACCGCUCCAAAGCCUCGGUGUACAAGCACGUCCGCAGACAGUACCACGUUUUCCUGGUGCGGGCGAUAUGGACUCCCGAGGAGGACGAGCUUCUCCGCAAACUCACCGAAAACGCUAGCACCAACUGGAAGGACAUUGGCGAGGCCAUGAACAGAAUGCCCGAGGACUGCAGAGACCGCUGGAGAAACUACAUCAAGUGCGGUGCCAAUCGGGUCAUGAACAAGUGGUCUGAGGACGAGGAGCAGUCUCUCAAGAACAUAGUGAUGGAGAUGAUCACGAACGAGUCGCAGACCGACAAACCGAUUCUCAUCAACUGGACCGUCGUGAGCGAGCGCAUGAACGGGGUCCGCUCCAGGAUCCAGUGCCGCUACAAGUGGAACAAGCUCUUGCGGAGAGAGUCGAUUUCUAGGAUCUCGAUGAUGGACAACUCCAUCAAGUUGUGGAUGUUGAACCGGAUUUUGGAGUCCAACGUCACGGACCAGGAGUCCAUCGAUUGGGACUAUAUCGUGCACAUGUACCACGAGACGCACAAGGACAAAAGCAAGAUCCUCUGGACUACUGCCGACUUCAAGCUCGCAUUCGAGAAGAUGCGCGCGACCAUCAGAGAGUACAAGGAAGCUCCUCUCCAAGCUGCCGUGGCCAAACUCGUCCGCAAACUAUACCAAACGACCCUCAACAGCGAUAGCCACGUCUCCCCGAUGCCACAAAAUGCGCCUGAGCCCAUUAGUUCCUACGAUGAGCUUCGACCAAAACCUUUCGAUGCAAGCCGAAAUGCUGAAAAUGAGGCCGCGCUGGUUGCGAAUGCAGCCGUGGCGGCCGUGUCUUCACGUGUUUCGGAGCAAGACGCCCAACAGCAGGAAUACAGCUUGUGGCGGUAA
This is a messenger RNA of Metschnikowia bicuspidata var. bicuspidata NRRL YB-4993, 1746 nucleotides long. RefSeq lists its product as uncharacterized. Gene Ontology annotation, molecular function: DNA-binding transcription factor activity; transcription cis-regulatory region binding. NCBI's taxonomy places the organism in Eukaryota, Fungi, Ascomycota, Pichiomycetes, Serinales, Metschnikowiaceae. Bases 1 to 1746 code for a protein of 581 amino acids. Gene Ontology annotation, biological process: regulation of DNA-templated transcription. Gene Ontology annotation, cellular component: nucleus. The record is from RefSeq and is a predicted model, not a curated record. The transcript has a single exon.